Klebsormidium nitens is the source of this 1187-nucleotide messenger RNA. The record is from the annotation of a GenBank genome assembly. Lineage: Eukaryota; Viridiplantae; Streptophyta; Klebsormidiophyceae; Klebsormidiales; Klebsormidiaceae.
GCAGCCUCCAGCAGCGAAGUCCUGCACGGAAGAUCACAUACAUACAUACUACAGGCAAGAGCAGCUAGCUGCUAGAGCCUUCUCAACACAAAAGCCAGCUCCUCAAUCCGAGCGCCUGAGGCGUCCUGUCAAUUUGACUGUUUCACGGCGCUGGCUGCAGGCCAGCUGCAAUGUGAUUCAGCCGCGGUUUGUGGCUCCAGCACAGGGAGAAUGUUGAGCUGACUUUCUGCGAGCUCCAAGCAUGCAGUGACCAGAGUAAUUCACACAACGCAAGUGCAGGAACCUGCAUGGUGGUGCUGUGCAGCUUAUAUGUUCGGCCUGCUUGCUCCUGCUUCUGUUGGCGCACACGGGAUGGCGUACUAGAAACUCCUGAUCCACAGGCAUGAGACCAUCCACCGAGGGAAGUGUUGACUGUGGGAGACUCCAUGGCUUUGCUUGAACACACGUUACAGAAAAAGCUGGACAGAACCGACUCCGUGCACACACCAUGCUAUUGUGAGGAGAACGUGUACCUGCUCGUCAAGAAGUUGGCAGAAACAGGACGUGCAGCGGCAGAUUACUCGGACCUUUUCAUAGUCUUUGUCUCAAAUGAAAGGAAGCAGGUCUUGAUGUGGCGCCAGCAAGCUGGCUCCGAAGGAGACGGCGCCUGCGUAUGGGACUACCACGUCUUCCUCGUCCAAAAACGGGUCGAGUCUGAGGGUGGGUCGCUCAUUUGGGAUCUGGACACGACCCUGCCCUUCCCCGUCCGUUUCAGCACCUACUACGACGAGGCCUUCCGACCCAGCAUACGUCUAUACAAGGAGUUCGAAAGGUUGUUCCGUGUGGUCCCAGCUCAAACUUAUCUACAGCAUUUCUCGUCGGAUCGCUCCCACAUGCGGCGGCCGGACGGGAGCUGGAUGGCACCUCCCCCUCCUUAUCCACCCAUUCUGAAAGUGGAAGGUGUCGGCCAUGCGCUUAUUGACUACGUGAACGUGAAAUUAGCCGAUUGUGACGGACCGAAGGAAGAGGAGACAGAGCAAAAACGAGUAGAUGUAGGACCGGCAAAGUUACAAGGACAAAAGAUUCGAACGUUUGGAAUUGUUCACACCGAGAGUACAUUCGUAUGCUGCUUUCUAUAGCUAGUCGUUCUAUCUUCCAUUAUUGUGCUUCACCGUCCAUUGCACGUCAAACCAAUUGGUAAUUCUAGG